AAAUAUGUGCCCAAACCUGGCAAGAUCCAGAGUUAUUGGCCCAAAGCCCCAAACCCAUUGGAUUUCAAGUCAUCUGGGUUUUUGCUAAGUUUUUGUUGGAAUUUUGGAGCUUAGAACUUGUAAAAAAAUGGGGAUUCUGAGAGACAAGCGAACUUCCCCAUCUUCUUCUCCCACUUCAACUUCUCCGUGUGCUGAUCUCCGAAACGCCUACAACAACUGCUUCAACAGGUGGUAUGCAGAGAAAUUUGUCAAGGGUCAAUGGCAAAAGGAAGAAUGUGUUGUUGAGUGGGAGAAAUACAGGGAAUGCCUUUCUCAACAUUUGGAAGAUAAGCAGUUAAGUAGGUUUCUGGAAGUUGAAGCUAAUAAAAAUCCGUUUUCGAUGGAUCGAAUCAAUAGGAAGAGUUCAGUUGAUGGUGCUUCAAUGGGUGGUGCCAGCACCAAGUAAUGUUGUAAUUUCUUGUUGUAUAUACUGAUGCAGUUGCUAACAACUUUGAUAGUCAACUUUUCAUUAUACCUGUUGUUUUUCCGAGAAAAUAUAUGUGAUACACUUCUAAUUUCGCAAUUAUGGAAUCUUGUUCUUGUUA
Chenopodium quinoa (quinoa) is the source of this 584-nucleotide messenger RNA. RefSeq lists its product as uncharacterized. The coding region runs from base 128 to 445 and encodes 105 amino acids. The record is from RefSeq and is a predicted model, not a curated record. NCBI's taxonomy places the organism in Eukaryota, Viridiplantae, Streptophyta, Magnoliopsida, Caryophyllales, Amaranthaceae. The transcript is spliced from 3 exons.